AUGCUGCCAUCGAUGAUGCGGGGAUCAUCACAACAGUUCAUGGGGAUCCCCGGACCCCAGAAGAUCCUCAAGACCGUUGGCUCACUCUGGCUUUCGCAAACUUCAAACGAGAAUGCAAACCCCGGAACUUCAUCAUCAUGCCCUGUCUCCGAAAUAAGUUGCCAGGCCAAUUACCACGGUCAAGACACCUGCUGUUUCAAUUACCCCGGCGGUCAAAUGCUACAGACGCAAUUCUGGGAUGUCGACCCUGCACUUGGCCCUGAAGAUGCAUGGACUAUCCAUGGACUAUGGCCCGAUCACUGCAGCGGCGGCUUUGACCAAUUCUGCGACUCCAAACGCAAGUACAGCAACAUAUCUCUGAUUCUAGUGGACGCGGGCCGGGGAGACUUGCUCGAAUACAUGAGCGAGUAUUGGAAGGAUUUCCGUGGUGAUGAUAGCAAUCUGUGGCAACAUGAGUGGAACAAGCACGGCACUUGCGUCAGCACCCUGGAACCAGAUUGCUAUGAGGACUAUCUGCCGCAGCAGGAGGUUGUAGACUACUUCGACAAAACUGUUGAGGUUUAUAAGGAGUUGCCUUCCCAUGAGUUCCUGGCCAAUGCUGGCAUCAUACCAUCUCGGACGCAGACAUAUGCUCUUGCCGAUAUUGAAGCUGCACUAGAGCAAGCCCAUGGAGAUCCUGUCACUGUCCGUUGCCGAGGUGGUGCCAUCAAUGAGAUUUGGUACUAUUUCAAUAUCGCAGGAAGUCUACAAUCUGGGAAAUUCAUCCCUGCAGGCCCAGAUGGCCAGAAGUCCAAUUGCCCCUCUAAGGGAAUCAAGUACCCACUGAAGCAUGAUCGGCACGAGCCUACUCAGACGACAACCAUAGGUCACCCCGAGCCCACGGCGCCAGGCACUCCGUUUGUAGGCCGAGGUAACCUGAUUGUUGAGAGACUUGGCAGAAAGCAUGGCUGUAUCAUCAGCUACGGAACUUGGUUUUCGUCAGGGACCUGUGCGACUUUCCGGGCCGAAAAUAUCUCAGAUGAUAUAUUUACUCUGAAAUCUAGCAAGGGGCCCUGUGCCUUCGAGCGAGACGCCCUUGCUUGCGGACCCCACGUCAACACGCCAAGCGAGUUCACCGCCAAGGAUGGUAAGCUUGCUUACAGUGGUCACGCUACUUUCUAUGCCGAGAAUCCACCCAAAGGGCGUACACAGAGCAAUGUGUAUGCUUCGCAAGGGGGACGGCCUAUUGAGAUCGAGAUCACCUGGGCUUCGAAGUAG
Molecule: messenger RNA, 1257 nt
Organism: Penicillium samsonianum
Lineage: Eukaryota; Fungi; Ascomycota; Eurotiomycetes; Eurotiales; Aspergillaceae
Product: T2 family ribonuclease
Exons: 6
Coding region: 1-1257 (418 amino acids)
Biological process (GO): RNA catabolic process
Cellular component (GO): extracellular region
Molecular function (GO): ribonuclease T2 activity; RNA binding
Source: RefSeq, a predicted model, not a curated record